AUGACCUCAGGCACAAUGACGACCGCCGUCAAACGAGCCUGUGACGCCUGUCACCGUCGCAAGGUCAAGUGCGACGGUGUCAACCCCUGCCGUAACUGCCACACGGCUCAGCUCGGCUGUACUUACCACGCGAUCCCACAGAAGAAGGGUCCCAAGGGCUCAAGAGCCAAAGUAAUCAGCGAACUGCGUGAGACGCAGCGACAAACCAGCCUCUCUGCACAGGUGCAGAACCGGAUGAAUGGCAUCAACGCACCUGCCGCGGUCCCGACCUUGGCUCCAACUCCGGGGCUCUUGACCGGCGACAUUGUGAAGGAGUGCAUCGAAUUCUUCUUUGCAAACAUGUAUCCAAGCAUGCCUAUUCUCAGCCGCCAGCGACUCGAGCAACAGGCCGUGUACAUGGACCAGAACCUCGACGCUUACUGCUUGUUGGCUGCUCUGUCGGCCUUUAUGAUGAUCCAACCCGGUAUGACCAUUCCGGGCGACCCAUAUGGACUCGACAGCAUGCCAGGUGCAAACAUCGUGUCCAGCACCGUCCUGCUGGAGGAGACGAUCCGUGUGCGAAAAGGAUUCGACUACACGGAUAACCCCACAAUGAACACCCUGUGCACGAGCUACUUCCUUUUUGCAUGCUAUUACGGGUUGGAGAUGCACGAGAAGGCCUGGUUCCACCUGAGAGAAGCUUCAACGAUGAUCCAGAUCAUCGGAAUGAACAAGGAGGAGGCUUACGUUCAGUUUGACGAUGUUGAGUCUGCCAGAAGGAGACGUCUGUACUGGCUUUUCUUCGUCACGGAGAGAGCCUACGCGUUACACCGAAACAGACCAGUGACCCUGCAGGCUUCCAUUAACCCACCGGCGCUUGCCGAUGACCCGACCGAUCACAUGGCUCAUCAGCUCAACAGCUUCAUCCACCUCUCCAAUCUGUUUCGUCCCUUUGAUGAUGCGUUCCUCGGCAUGUGGAGCAAGAACCGCAGCAACUGGCCUGCUGCUUACCUGAACAACCUGCACAAGCAGCUCGCAGAAAUCAUCCCCGCAUUCCACAGCUACGGGGAUUCGCAGCUGCACGAUCUCAGGAAUAACCAGCAAUGGCUGAAGACAAUGAUGUGGCAGUUAAACAGCAACAACAGCCACAGCGAAGACCACAUGAUGUUCCAGCAAUACUCAGCAAACAUGGCAGCCAAUCUGCUGGCCGGCAUCUCAUCCAUGCCUCAGCAAAACUCGGAGAGCCUGAACGUCUCAUUCCUCAACCCCCUGUUGAAUGUUCUUACAGUUCUCAGAAAUGGAGAUUACCGCUUUGUGCCUCUCCUCAUCAGCAAGAUCAACGAGACAUUACCGAAACUCGCCAACCCUAUGCUGCAGAACGUGCCGGACAAUGUCGCUACCAAGGCUUGCAACAUGGACAUCUUCGAUGGCUUUGGUAAUGCUGGAAUGGCCCAGCCACCCGUGUUGAUGGACGAGUACGAGAAGAAGUACACACCGCGCAUGGACGAGCCGCCAGUUGAUUCUGGAAGUUCGCAAGGGGGUUCCCAAUCAUCCAACCACGAAAUGAACUCUCCGUUUAUGAGCUCGCCGUCAGCCACGUCACCCGGCGGGGAGUACUCGCACGGCCUGCCAGAAAACUCCUAUAAUUCCAUGUCAGGGAUUAUGAUGAACCCGAUGGGUGCAUCAUCCUCACUCAGUGGACAAGCCCCUGCUCAUAACCCACCACAAACUCCCCACACCCAGCAUCAGCCACAGCAAUCAAUUUCGUCGAUGCAAAACAUCAACACGCACAUGCAACACGACAUGCAACAUGGCCUGGGCACUCCAAUCGACCACGCGCCGAACAUGAAUGUGGAUCAUCAGAACCACAAUUUCGGACAACAAUUCAGCAACGGCAUUGCAUACAUGAACGCAAUGUCUCAGGGCAUGAACACGAAUAACCUUGUGAAUCGCCAAGGGCCUUCCCGCACGACCAGUUUCGCCAUGGGCCCUAACCCACACACAAUACGCACGGUAGCGGAUUUCCAAGCCCUACAAAGGGCGAAUUCGGACAUCAGCACCAUGAGUUCCUUAGGUCUAAGUAAUGGCCUGGGGACGGAGAUGGAUUUCAUGAGGUAG
Molecule: messenger RNA, 2097 nt
Organism: Diaporthe amygdali
Lineage: Eukaryota; Fungi; Ascomycota; Sordariomycetes; Diaporthales; Diaporthaceae
Product: colonial-26
Exons: 3
Coding region: 1-2097 (698 amino acids)
Biological process (GO): DNA-templated transcription; regulation of DNA-templated transcription
Molecular function (GO): DNA-binding transcription factor activity, RNA polymerase II-specific; DNA binding; zinc ion binding
Source: RefSeq, a predicted model, not a curated record